Anisakis simplex (herring worm) is the source of this 357-nucleotide messenger RNA. The record is from the annotation of a GenBank genome assembly. Lineage: Eukaryota; Metazoa; Nematoda; Chromadorea; Rhabditida; Anisakidae.
AUGUCAGGUUUUCAGAUCACAUUAUCAACAGUUGGUUACGGUGAUAAAACACCCGAAACGUGGCCUGGUAAAAUAAUUGGUGCUUGUUGUGCGCUGUUGGGCAUCUCAUUCUUCGCGUUACCUGCUGGUAUAUUGGGUAGUGGUUUCGCACUGAAGGUGCAACAACAUCAACGCCAAAAGCAUUUGAUACGAAGACGAGUGCCUGCGGCUCGACUCAUUCAGUGCUUAUGGCGACAUUAUGCGGCCAUACCCGAAAGCUGUUCGGUAGCCACCUGGAAGGUGCAUCUAGCACCUCAACAGUCAACCGGGUCCGUUUCAGUCUAUGCAAAAAGCACACCAUCAACGAAACCACAUUAA